This is a messenger RNA of Mollisia scopiformis, 3513 nucleotides long. RefSeq names its product TPR-like protein. NCBI's taxonomy places the organism in Eukaryota, Fungi, Ascomycota, Leotiomycetes, Helotiales, Mollisiaceae. Bases 220 to 3375 code for a protein of 1051 amino acids. Gene Ontology annotation, molecular function: ADP binding; protein binding. The record is from RefSeq and is a predicted model, not a curated record. The transcript has 9 exons.
AGCUGCUCUGGUAUGCCCUCAUGAAAGCCAUUCAUAUAUGCUUCAAGGGGAAUCCUUGAAUGUAAAAUCAACCAAAACUCAUUGCCAUGAGCGAAUGACGCUAUCCCGCAGCUAUUCGUGCAGCAUUGCUCGUCUUUCAUGCUCCUCUCAUACCGCAGGCGCUGAGGGAUGAAGGUAACAAACGGUUCUCAAGGCACGAACUCAAGCUUCCUAGCUGGCAUGGCUAAGAUCGAUGCCAGAGAAGAGGUGGAGACCUCGGAGAAUGGAUCAGAUGCCCUCACUAAAGUCGGCUCCGAGGUGUCGGAUGAGUUAGAGGAUCUGGUGAUACAGGAAGACAAGGCAGGGGACAGCAUUAUCCCAUCGAAUAUGGCCCCUCUCGGCGGGGUGAGUGUCGCAGGACAAAGAAGAGAUGAAUAUGACAUCAAUUUUGACGAUACAAGAGGUUUCGCUAUCUUCAGAUUGAGGGAUGUGUUAAAUUCUGCUGCAUCAAUCCUCUCUCCUUCCGACCAAAAGAUUGCGUCGAAGUAUCCUGGCUGGCAUGAAGUGGUGACCGAGAUUCAAGGAAAACUCACAGAUGCCUCAUCCACACGCGAUAUGAAGCGGCAAAUGGGUCGAAUCCAGCCGUUUCCUCGAACACUCAACACUCUCACACAGGCUUUCGAGGCCUUGGUGGUGCCGCACCCAAUGAAAUUCGAUGUUCUCUGGGGCAUGGUAUACUUGAACUUAAAGCUUUCCUACUCCUCUCCUGAGAGACUCAAAAGAAUUGGCGACUUGUUUAAUACCAUUCGGACGAUUAUGGCUCGUUUUAAUCGAUGUCUUGCUGCUUGUGAUGACAACAAUGAGGCCUUGCUGGCGGUUGUUGAUUUUCUUGAUCCAAUUGCUACAAUAUUAUCGGACUCAAUCAGAUACUUGCACGAAUGCUCAUCUGAACACGCCGCGAAUCUAGCUUGGCCGGAUCUCAACGAGGCGAUCAACACCCAAUUGACUACACUGGAAGACAUCGUCAGACAUAUCAAUGAGAUAACCAGCUUGUCAAAAGUCAACCAGGAUCGUAUGAUCAAGAACUUGUCCAUGAAACACGCGCUCAUGCCGGAGAGCGACGAACCUGGAACUUUCCCGAAUAGAAUCAUCCCCUUUCAGAAAAAUCCGAAAUUCUACGGCCGAGUUGAGGAGCUGGAGAAAAUUCUGGCAUAUCUCAGUCCCAAAGACGAUCAAUCCUUACGUACGUAUACUAUCUAUGGUCGCCGAGGAGUUGGAAAGACCGAAAUUGCGCUGCAGUUUGCACACGAGAAUCUUGCGGGGUUUGAUGCAAUAUUUUGGAUUCAGUGCGAGACUUCAGUGUCGAUUCGGCAGAGCUUUACGAAUGCCGCGGUGUCUUUGAACCUCCCAGGUGCGGAUAGGGCUGGACAUCACGAGGAGAAUUUACUAGCCGUUCAAAAUUGGCUCAAAAGGACGAGUAAGAAGUGGUUGAUGAUAUUCGAUAAUGCCGAGCGGGAUCAGGUUCUGAAGGCAUAUUGGCCGAUUGGUGCAUCCGGGGCCAUUCUUAUAACCUCCCGGAAGUAUUACAACUUCUCUAAAGAUCUGCAGCGGAAGGGCGGAACGGUCAAGCCUUUUAAUUCGAAGGAGAGUUGGGAUCUCCUUCUCCAAUUGCUUGGCGAAGAUUGGAAGAAAGAUGAACGAGAAGGUCGAAUCCCCCAAUCCGAAGUCACAGCUGCUAAGAACAUGUUGGAGCAACUGGAAGGUCUUGCUCUUGCCAUCCAGCAAGCGGCUAUCCUGAUUCAAGAUUCUACCAUAGGCGGUCCAACGAUUGUCAAAACGUAUGAGAUGUUCAAGGAGAAGGUGAGGACUCUUCCCGACCGUCACAGGAGCGCGAGAUCUCCUUCGGAAAAAGCGUUGGAUGCCCUAUGGGACAUGAGUUUCAAAGCUCUGAGUUCGCACGCCAGAACUCUCCUUGGUGUUUUGGCAUGGCUUUCACCAGAUGAUAUCCAAGUGGAACUAUUCCUUCCUCGAGCCCAGAAAGCGCUGGACAUUGCACUAUCAUUCUGCAGACAAGACCCUGUACAUCUCGACGAAAACGAACGCGCUUCCAUUUUCAGCAUUAUCACUGCAUCCGAAGACUUCGAGAAAGCAGUCAACCAACUUCUGGACCGCAAAUUGAUCAAGCAAGAUGGUCGGGUGUACUCUGUUCAUCGUGUUGUCCAAGAAGCUGUCAGUUAUCAUGAUGUGGAUGAGUUGCAGAAGAGCUUUGCACAGGCCGCCAGACUCGUAUACGAGCAAUUUCCUAAGCAAGGUAUUGCUACUAUGUACAAGGACUGGAAGGUUUGCCAGGUCUAUAUCCCCCACGGCGCCCAUCUUAGUAAGAAGUUUUCUGAAUAUGUACGCUCCGGUGCUCUCAGUGCUACGGAUGCAUUCGUUAGCUUGCUUGGAAAUUGCGCAUAUUAUCUCCGCGAGAUUGGAGACUUCGACGUUUGCAGUCGUGUCAUCGAAACAGCGACCUCAGCUUGUGCAGACAAGACUUCUCUACUUUAUGCACGCCUCAUGCUUAUUUCUGGCAACAUUGCCUACGAUCUUAACAGGUUGACCGAAUGCCGUAAUGCUUGGGAUAUCACAAUGCGAAUUCGACUUAAUAGACUUCCGCACGAUGACCCAGCAGUUGCUUCGAUCUACAAUAACAUGGGAAAUCUUGAGACCGCACAAGGGAACUUGCAGGAAUCGCGAAAUUACUUUGAUAGGGCCGUGCAGAUUUGGGCCGAUGGCGGCGAUGCCACAGCCAUAACACUGGCUUUCACAUAUCUUUCUGUGGGAAGGAUGCACAUGCUUCAGGGGAACUUGACAGAAGCGAUGAAUUUGACUCAACUCGCAGAGGCAAUCGUUGUCCGCACCAUCGGUGCAGACAAAGGAAUCAUGGCCAACAUUCAAUACGCCUACGGCAACAUAGAGUUCUUGCAGAGACAUUUGACCCUUGCAUGGCGUGCUUACGAUCAAUGCCGCCAGAUUGCUGUCACCGAAACACCAAUCCAUCCCAUCACCGCAGCAGCAUAUUACUCUCUUGCUUGCGUAGAAUUUGAGAUGGGCCACCCUGAGCCUGCCAAGAUGUACCUAGACAAAGCACGAGGCAUAGCAGAGCUUCGAAGUCCCACGCGUGAUGACGGCGUUAUUGCCAGGAUCUGUUGGAAAACGGCGCUGGUAUUGGAGAGUGAUACAUUCGGCACAUUCAAGAAUGAGGCUGAGGAAUUUAGGAGCAGGGCUGAGGUCGCCCGGCAGAAAUUGAUUGCGUCAGGCGAAGGUGGACUUAUUCCUUUUAUUGAAAAUGAUGCGGACAGAGAUGAAGAGGAGGAUCGGUACGAUGCUCUUGUUCCGCUGUUCUAUCGCUGAAAAUGUUGGAUGUUCAAAGGGGACUAUUAUUUUUGUCCCAUCAAGGAUGCAAAGUUAGAUAAUGUCGGUUACUCCAAGUGGAUAUUGGAACAUCUUCAAUGUUCACCAUGUUCAUACGAAUAUAAUCUCUUAAUUUAC